This is a messenger RNA of Catharus ustulatus (Swainson's thrush), 1689 nucleotides long. RefSeq names its product bile salt-activated lipase-like. The coding region runs from base 1 to 1689 and encodes 562 amino acids. Gene Ontology annotation, cellular component: cell surface; synapse; postsynaptic specialization membrane. The transcript is spliced from 11 exons. The record is from RefSeq and is a predicted model, not a curated record. Gene Ontology annotation, biological process: neuron cell-cell adhesion; modulation of chemical synaptic transmission; synaptic vesicle endocytosis. Gene Ontology annotation, molecular function: sterol ester esterase activity; triacylglycerol lipase activity; neurexin family protein binding. Lineage: Eukaryota; Metazoa; Chordata; Aves; Passeriformes; Turdidae.
AUGGCUCACUGGCACAUCCUGGCCUUGGCCCUGUGCUCCUGCCUCGGGGGAGCCUGGGCUGCGACCCUGGGUGUGGUGUACACCGAGGGAGGAUUUGUGAAAGGUGAGAAUAAGAAACUGGGACUCUUUGGGAGCUACGUUGACAUCUUCAGAGGGAUUCCCUUUGCUGCCCCCACCAAGACUCUGCGAGACCCUGAACCUCAUCCUGGCUGGGAUGGAACACUGGAAGCAAAAGAAUUCAAACCACGCUGCAUGCAGAUGAAGCUGACACAGACUGAUGUGCGUGGGAGUGAGGACUGUCUCUACCUGAACAUCUGGAUCCCUCAGGGGAGGAGACAGAUCUCUACCAACCUGCCGGUGAUGGUUUAUAUUUACGGCGGCGCUUUCCUGGUCGGAGGCAGCCAGGGAGCCAAUUUCCUGGACAACUACCUGUACGAUGGGGAGGAGAUCGCCGUGCGGGGCAACGUCAUCGUGGUGACCGUCAACUACCGCCUGGGGCCGCUGGGCUUCCUGAGCACCGGGGACGAAAACCUGCCAGGGAACUACGGGCUCAAGGACCAGCACAUGGCCAUUGCCUGGGUGAAGAGGAACAUCAAGGCCUUUGGAGGUGACCCCGACAACAUCACCAUCUUUGGGGAGUCGGCCGGUGCCACCAGUGUCUCCCUGCAGACGCUGUCCCCAAAGAACAAGGGUCUGUUCAAGAGAGCCAUCAGCCAGAGCGGUGUUGCGCUUUGCAGCUGGGCCAUCCAGAGGGACCCACUCCUCUGGGCCAAAAAGCUUGGAGAAAAGGUGGGCUGCUUUACACACAACACCACCAUCCUGGCCAACUGCCUGCGCAGCUCUGACCCCAAAACCUUGACCCUGGCCUAUCACCUGCAGCUCACCAACCUGCCCAUGCCCCUGGUGCACACCCUCGCCCUGUCUCCUGUGGUCGAUGGGGAUUUCCUCCCAGAUGUGCCAGAGAACCUCUUUGCCAACGCUGCCGACAUCGACUACGUGGCUGGGGUCAAUGACAUGGACGGGCACUUCUUUGCCGGUGUGGAUUUACCGGCCAUCAACCGCCCGCUGGUGAAAGUCACUGCGGAUGAGGUGUACAAAUUGGUCGAAGGCCUCACCGUGGACAGAGGCGAGGCUGGAGCCAACGCCACCUACAACAUCUACACACAGAGCUGGGGUGACAAACCCUCGCAGGAGGAUGUGAAGAAGACGGUGGUGCAGCUGAUGACUGACUACAUCUUCCUGAUCCCCACACAGAAGACACUGGACAUGCAUCUGCAGAAUGCCAAGAGUGGCAAGACCUACAGCUACGUGUUCUCCGAGCCGUCCCGCAUGCCCGUCUACCCCAGCUGGGUCGGGGCAGACCAUGCUGAUGACCUGCAGUACGUGUUUGGGAAGCCCUUUGCCACCCCUCUGGGCUACUGGCCCAAGCACAGGACUGUCUCAAAGGCCAUGAUUGCUUACUGGACCAAUUUUGCCAGGACUGGUGAUCCCAACAAAGGGAAUUCAGACGUGCCCGUUUCCUGGCCAGCCUACACCAAUGAGGGCAAGUACUACCUGGAUAUCAACCACGACAUAGGCAAGAAGUCUGUGAAACAGGACCUGAGAUCUGAGUAUGUCUCCUUCUGGAACACAGACUAUCUGCAGCUGCCACAGGUUGCCAACAUCUCCCAGGCGGAGUUGCUGUUCUGA